Gadus chalcogrammus (walleye pollock) is the source of this 5053-nucleotide messenger RNA. RefSeq names its product adenosine monophosphate deaminase 2b (gene ampd2b). The record is from RefSeq and is a predicted model, not a curated record. Gene Ontology annotation, molecular function: AMP deaminase activity. Gene Ontology annotation, biological process: AMP metabolic process; IMP salvage. Gene Ontology annotation, cellular component: cytosol. Bases 329 to 2596 code for a protein of 755 amino acids. The transcript is spliced from 18 exons. Lineage: Eukaryota; Metazoa; Chordata; Actinopteri; Gadiformes; Gadidae.
UUGUAGACAUGUUUACAUUGUAGAGCUUUGUUGUGCUGAGAGAGCCAGCCGGGGAUUUAGCCUGGGAGCCUCAGUUUAUAUCAUUCGAUUUCUACCUCAUUAUUACUACUACUACUAUUAUAACUACUACUACUAUUCGGAGUACUACUUUCCUACUACUAUUGGAUAUCUCUUAUUAAUUGUUGAGGAAUAACAUUCUACUCAAGUUCCUAAAACAACAAAGCUCAAUUAGGUUGAGCUUCGCGGCGCACGUCACCUCCUCACUUCCCAGCAUUCGUUGCCGGGAAUCCCAGUGGCCCUAAAGCAGCCCAUUGACCUUCGCACAUCCAUGGACGGAAAAUACAAAGAGAUCGCGGAGGAGCUGUUCUCCCGCAGCCUAGCUGAGAGCGAGAUGCGGAGCGCGCCCUACGAGUUCCCCGAGGACAGCCCCAUCGAGCAGCUGGAGGAGCGACGCCAGCGCCUGGAGAGACAGAUCAGCCAGGAUGUCAAGUUCGAGCCAGAUAUUCUGCUGCGAGCGAAACAGGAAUUCAUGAAAACAGACAGCGCUACAGAUCUAGAAUAUUUGAAGGACGAGGACCAGGCGAGUUACUAUCUGGAGAGAGAGCUGAUUCCUGAGAGGGAGUACCAGAGAGUCUCCAUUUCCGGGGAGGAGAAAUGCGGGGUGCCCUUCACAGAUCUGCUGGAUGCAGCCAAGUGUGUGGUGAAGGCUCUGUUCAUCAGGGAGAAGUACAUGGGCGAGUCUCUGCAGAGCUUCUGCCCGACCACCGCCCGCUACCUGCAGGAGCUGAGUGACCGGCCCCUGGGGGCCUGCGAUGAGGACGUCCCAGAAACCACUGCUGACCCCACUCACAUGCACCCGGAACCCGGUUCCAAAACCCACCCCUACGAGAAACAACACCUGGCCGCCAUGCCCCCGGACGCUGGCUACGGCUGCCAGAUGGUCGAUGGGGUGGUGCACGUGUUCACCUCCCAAAGCACCAUGGACACGAGCACAGAGCUUGACCUGCCCUAUACGGACCUGCGAGAAUACAUUGCUGAUAUGAACAUGAUGAUGGCCCUCAUCAUCAACGGCCCAGUAAAAUCCUUUUGCUAUCGCCGUCUGCAAUACCUGAGCUCCAAGUUCCAGAUGCACAUCCUGCUGAACGAGAUGAAGGAGCUGGCGGAACAGAAGAAAGUCCCGCACCGAGACUUCUACAACAUCCGCAAGGUGGACACGCACAUCCACGCCUCGUCCUGCAUGAACCAGAAGCACCUGCUGCGCUUCAUCAAGCGGGCCAUGAAGAAGUUCCCCAAGGAGAUCGUCCACGUGGAACAGGGCCGCGGCCAGACCCUCAUGGAGGUCUUCGACAGCAUGAACCUCACCGCCUUCGACCUGAGCGUCGACACGCUGGACAUGCACGCUGACCGCAACACUUUCCAUCGUUUUGACAAAUUCAACGCCAAGUACAACCCUAUCGGCGAGUCCAUCCUCAGGGAGAUCUUCAUAAAAACAGACAAUCACGUGGAGGGGAAAUACUUCGGUCACAUCAUAAAGGAGGUAAUGGCUGACCUGGAGGAGAGCAAGUACCAGAACGUGGAGCUCAGGCUGUCCAUCUACGGCCGGUGCAGAGACGAGUGGGACAAGCUGGCCAAGUGGGCGGUCAUGCACCACGUCUACUCAGACAAUGUGCGCUGGCUUGUGCAAGUACCGAGACUCUUUGAUGUCUACCAUACCAAGAAGCAGCUGUCCAGCUUUCAGGAGAUGUUGGAGAACAUCUUCAUGCCCCUGUUUGAGGUCACCGUCCACCCAGGCAGCCACCCUGAGUUACACCUCUUCCUACAGCAUGUGGUGGGCUUCGACAGCGUGGAUGACGAAUCCAAGCCUGAGCAGCACAUCUUUAACCUGGACAGCCCGCUCCCAGCUAGCUGGACAGGGGAGGAAAACCCCCCCUACUCAUACUACCUCUACUAUACCUACGCCAACAUGACCGUGCUCAAUCACCUGCGCAGGCAACGUGGGUUCAACACCUUUGUGCUGCGUCCCCACUGCGGAGAGGCAGGACCGAUCCACCACCUGGUGUCUGGCUUCAUGCUGUCAGAGAACAUCUCCCACGGCCUGCUGCUGAGGAAGGCUCCCGUCCUGCAGUACCUGUACUACCUGGCCCAGGUCGGCAUCGCCAUGUCCCCCCUCAGCAACAACAGCCUGUUCCUCAGCUACCACCGCAACCCCCUCCUGGAGUACCUGUCGCGGGGCCUGCCGGUCUCCCUGUCCACAGACGACCCCCUGCAGUUCCACUUCACCAAGGAGCCUCUUAUGGAGGAGUACAGCAUCGCGGCCCAAGUGUGGAAGCUGAGCUCCUGCGACAUGUGUGAGCUGGCCAGGAACAGUGUGUUGAUGAGUGGCUUCUCCCACAAGGUGAAGAGCAACUGGCUGGGCCCAUACUUUGGGAAAGAGGGCCGCGAAGGGAACGACAUCAGACGGACCAACGUGCCUGACAUCCGCGUGGCCUACCGAUACGAGACCAUGUGUGAGGAGCUCAACCUGAUCAUUCAGGCCAUCCGCACAGACCAGCUGGAGACCAUCGAAGAAGAGGCCUGUCUGACUAUGAAGGACUAGAUGCUUCCAAGAAACAUCAUUACGAAUCAAGUCAAGCCCUUCUAUUUUUACAUUGGGACCAAGUCAGAAUUUGAACACAAAUCACAAAACUUUUGAAACCAGAAGUGAUGGUGAAUUAAUUAAAAAGCAGAAAUGCAUUACUAGGAGACUGUGAGUUACCAUGGCUUAGCAAUGUGAAAGGGGCCCUGUUAUGGCCUGUUUUAAGGGUCUACACUAUCCGAAGUGUUUAACGUUCUAUUAUUGUUGUGAUUGUUGUGGUUCAAGAGUUCCUUUUGUAUUCACUGUAGUCAGUGUGUUUAUUCAUGUGGCCAUAUUCUUUUAAUUUCUCCUUCCUCUAGUCUGUAUAUCACGUCAUUUCUUUUUGCACAGCAUGAACGAGAGCAACUCUUAAGAUAUUGUUAUCAACAUUGACCAUGUCGACUUCCAAUCCUCAUAUUAGCGGAUAGCAGUGAGGCAUUGCUCCUUUCUGUGAAGUGCUGUAUUGUGCAUUGCAGUAUCAUACCAGGCUGUUAUUGUGGGUGUGUGAAAUCAUCAAUACAUUCACCUUAAUGCACGUAUGAAAGGCUGAUUUGAAUUCAUACUUGCAUAACCAUGGGAACCGGAUCAUUAACCACAACACUGCCAUGUGACAGGCCUCAGCGACAUCACUCCACAGCCCCACCCUACAGGUUUAUAUCUAUUUAGUUGUUUCUGUAAUGUUCUUUGGCCCAUCCAGUGUUUUCCAGUGGGGUGAUAAAUUGACGUGAUGUUGUAACUCUGUCAAUGCAUGGCCCCUUUGUUUGAAAAAGGGGCAUGGUAACUAUGUCUACCUUUACUUAACCUGGCUUUAUUUUGACAUUAUUUGAUCAAAACAAGUCAAGCAUACAUGGCUGAAAGCUGUGAAUCAUUAACUGUGCUGGAUCUAAGAACGCUAAAUUCACAAGGAGAAAAAAGCUAUUAGCGACUUGAACCUGAUCAUGCUGUUGAUGUUGUCUAUCGGCUUCCAUGGCUAUAUAUUAUUAGCCAUGAGAAAUAGACUAAGGACCUCCUUGCAUUGGUCCAUUGUGAUAAGUUCACUAAAGUAUAGCACUGAUCUCCAUGUCAAAAGGUGAUUAAAAAACAUAGUUAUUGCUACAGUUGACCAAUUGAAGGAGUUUAAAUAUUGCUAUAAUACUUGGAUGCAAAGGUUGGGAAUAUUUGUAUAGAUUUGACAUUAAGGUAAAUACAUACCGACAGCGCUAUCCAUGGUUUGAUCUGUAUCCAUCAAUGCAAGUUUAGGUCAUAGUAUGGCAAGCCGAAUUGUCAUUUACUAACUAAGUUUGACUAUACGGAAUUAACAUUGUAGAUAUCAACAACUUCUUUCUGACUAGUCGUAAUAUCAUUUUGAAUACUUGGAAUUUUCAUUCAAGAUAUCUGUAAUGUAAUUGUGACUAGUCGAAACGACAGAUAGAGAUAGGCCUAUCUGUAAUUCAGUUUUGACUAGGCGAAACUGAAUUACGUCACGGAAAAAGACAUUAAACUCGUCACACAUCUUAAAUGACAAUUGACGAUAUCUGUAAUUCAGUUUUGUAUGGCAAGCCGAAUUGUCAUUAACUAUGUUUGACUAUCCGGAAUUAACAUUGUAGAUAUCAACAACUUCUUUUUGACUAGUCAGAACAUAAAAAACAACGAAGAACUUUAAAAAAAAAUAAUAAUAAUUUAAAAAUAACAGUUAACAUGAGUAAGAAGGACAUAUCAAAAAAUUGAGCUAUUUCCCAAACUGUCAACAACGGAGGUCAAAUGUUUAUGUAGACUCUGUUGUCUUGUCCCCUGGAUGGGGACAUCCUUUUUACAGGGCAAGAAUCUUUCAUAUAUUUUUUUAACAGCUUGGCCCCCACCUCUGAGGGGUGGUCUGUGAGGAAACGCUUAUAAUGGGUUGACUUGGCCAAGAGGGUGGGACUACUAGUGGUGGACACGGGGUAGCGUGGAGGGUAGGCCAGCGACAGCAGCAUGGGCUAUCUGCCUAGCAGGUAGGAUGCGUUAGAUGGAGGAGCCAGCGAUGAGGGGACUGGCUCAUGGAAUGCAGAAAAGAAUAUACGAGACGAAUUAUACUUUUAUUGUUUAUUGGUAUUAUUGGUCAUUUUUCGAGGCGCAAUACAGCCCACCUCUAUAGCCAGUACUAUGGCAGGGCAUGUGCCAAGUUUGGCAACGCACAUGGCCUCGCGCCUGGUUUUCAAUCAAUCUUUUCUUUAUUUUAAUAGAGGCAACAGAAAAAGAAAAGAAAACUUGAGUGUGGCCCCUUCACCAAAAAGGGAUUCAUACUUUGCAGUCACGUGACUACCAUGGCUACCUGGAGGACAACAAACGCAGGCAAAAUGGCGACGAAUAGCGGCCAGCCAGGGGAAUUGCAGCCUUGCAGAUUUCCAAUAGGCCUACUACAAUCAAUCAACUAUUUAGACUAUAAAUGUUCAAAUUAGAUAUCAAGAAAAGAUAAACAUA